Messenger RNA from Scylla paramamosain (green mud crab), 3903 nucleotides. Its product is annotated as metalloendopeptidase OMA1, mitochondrial-like. Gene Ontology annotation, biological process: mitochondrial protein processing; protein quality control for misfolded or incompletely synthesized proteins. NCBI's taxonomy places the organism in Eukaryota, Metazoa, Arthropoda, Malacostraca, Decapoda, Portunidae. Gene Ontology annotation, cellular component: mitochondrial inner membrane. The record is from RefSeq and is a predicted model, not a curated record. The transcript is spliced from 9 exons. Bases 2360 to 3442 code for a protein of 360 amino acids. Gene Ontology annotation, molecular function: metalloendopeptidase activity.
UAACUGAAAUUAUAGAUGAGUGGAGUAGAUUAGAGAAGGAGGACGGAGUCCUCAUGGUGCUGGGCCUAUAUUAAGGGAAGAGAGAGAGAAAAAGAGAGAGGAUAGUAAGGGUGAUGAAAGAGUUCUUAGUACAGGCGUGGAGGAAACGUAACAUGAUACAUGUAUAGUUUUGUUCCCUGUGUUGUGCUCGCCGCUCUCCUCUUCAGGUAAUGGACGGACCAGAGCGUAACACUUAAGGAAAGGAGGACCUAGCAAGCGAUAGAAAGCGAAAGAGAUCACAAGAAGAUAGGAUUCUCAGAACUUUCCCUUCUACUGUGAUCGCUUAAUAUAAAACAGCAACACUUGAAAGGCGCUCCUAAUCUGAACCUCAAGCUCCUUGCAGCAGGAAUUUUCGUUGUAAAAGCCUCGUUAUUACAGCUGUAAACGAAAAUUGGUUGUCUUUGAACAUCUCUCAGGUUUGUUUACAUCGGGGGUAAAUUUAUAGUUUAAGCCAAUGUCCCCAAUCUCUACCCACGGCCCACGGCGUUAUUAUUAAUUUCCGACAAGUAGUGUAAUCAUUAGAAAUGAUGUGAAUAGUGAGAAGAACAAAAUGAGGUAGGUUAUUACCACGUAUUGUGUAAUGGCUUAAACUAUAAUAAAACCACAUCGGAGAAGACAGCAAACAACCCACCGGCCAUGGUAGUUGCUUUGGUUUGCUUGUUUGAAGCAAUGCAUUAAAAUUAUGCUGUGCAACCACUGGUAUGCAGCGGAGCUCAUGUGAUUUAUCUGUCCAGGUAACCCAAACAAUAACAACCCACCCCCUACAACAGUGACCACUUAUCUUAACAUACUACUCACUGAAAUUACUUAUUUUACCAGUCUAUUUAAAAAAAAGUAAUUAUUAAAAAGUCACGCAGCUCUAUUUCCUUUUUUUUUUUUUUUUCGGCUCCAACCCCCUCAACAAUAUUGGAAAUUGGUGGGAAAGCGAGGUUUUAUAUUCAAGAAAGUCUGAGGAUGGUAAACAUGAUGUUUUGAAAACGGGAAAUCUCUAGCCUAUCUUAAUGGGAUUUUGGGGGCUUUGCCCUCUCUGGAACCCCUCACAAAUCCCAGCCUAAAAUCCCAUUUUAAAAAAACUGUAACAAGCUCAUGUGGUUUAUUGUAAAAUGCAUAUAAAUGACAACUUAAUGUAAUGUAUACUUUAAUAAGUGGUAAAGUCCCUCCACAGCCUCUCAUUGUUUUGUACAUGGACAUCCUUGUUAGCAGGAUCUACAAAAUAUUCUGAGUGAUUAGCAAGCUGGUGGGUCUGAGCCUCCUCACUGAGUGAAGCAUAGGCUUUCCACUUGUCACCAGUUCCAGCUGACUGCCAUGUAAGCCACAGUUACACAUGGUAAUUGGCCAAAAAUAAUCGAUGUAUUGGCUGGAAUCAAAUAAUGUUCAGUGACGUUCUAAUAUAUCGUUAAAAAGACAGCUUUCAUUGGUUGAACAAAGGAGAUACAACUGAGCAUGUGUCAUUCCAUAUUGGAAUACUAACACAUACACACUACUGACUGAGCCAGUGCAAGGUUGAGAGAGAGGAUAUUAAGACAAAUUUUGAAAAUUCAUAUGUGAGAUGUUUAUCAUUUGCAUCACAUGGUGUAACCAUUAGAAAUGCUGCCAGUGUGAUAGUAAGUUCCUUGUGUGUAUUGUGUUAAACUGCACUAGAACCCACUGUGCUCGUAUCUGUUGGUUCUACACAAGGUGUCAAGACACUUAUCCUUCAAUUUUUGACUACCGCUUUGGACCCUUUUCUGGGACUGGCAUCUCGGGCUUUUUUUUUUUUUUUAUUGGAUUUUUUGUUGCCAUUGGCCAAUGUCCCUUCUACAUAAAAAAAAAAAAAGUACAUAACUGAGUCCACUACCAAACCAUUAACAACAUCACUUCCAAGAGAGUGACGUAUGUACCUUCAGACGAGCUACGCCAGUAUUUCACAGACUAACCAAGCCUAACAUGACUUAACCUAACCAAACCUUUAACUAACAUUCUUCCAAAGGAGUGGCAUCCAUGCAGACGAGCUACCCCAGCAUUUCACAAGCAGUUUCCCUUACUAGCUUAACAGAAUAGCCAACCAGGUGGAUAAACCAAACCGAUGAGCAUUGUAUUGACAGAGUCACUAGGAUGCUGCUCAGACUGGCUCAACAGGCUCUUCCUGCACAAAACACAGGUUAUGGUUUAAGAGUUCUGGUUAGAGAAGCAAGGACAGCCAGGAGGCUCAGCAGCAGGGAGCACCACUGCCAUGUCUCACUGGUCCGGGAUGGUGCACUCAACCAUGCACAUUUUGUGAGAAAAAUACACACAACAAGUUUCCUUCAGGCCUCGUCUAGUCAACCCACUCCUGCUGGCCAUGCUGCGACCAGCCAGCAAGUUCCUUGCUGCCUUGGUGGGUCGAGGCUUCAGGAAGUGGUGGCAGGCAUUGCCACGACAUAAGAAGGAAAUUUUCAGGGAUCACUUGCGGCGAAACAUAGUGCGCUAUGCUGUUGGGAGUGGUGUGAUGGGGACAGCAGGCUUUGUGUACUACAACAACCAUGUCACCACCACCCCAUACACUGGCAGAAGCAGGUUUAUGGUCUUCAAGUCAGAGGAACAAUUCUCCAUCUCCAGCCGGCUUUAUGAAAUGGCAAUGAAGGAAUAUGCUGAUGACAUGCUGCAUAAUGAUCAUCCGAUGGUGGAUUGUGUCCGUAGGGUUGGCAAUAGACUGCUGCAGGCCAACCAUGCCAUGCCAGAGAUCUACACAAGGGUAUGGACCGUUUCUGUGGUAGACAACCCUCUCAGGAACUGCUUUGUUUUGCCGACUGGUGAUAUUGUUAUGUUCAGUGGAAUGAUGGAGAUCCUUGAGAAUGAUGAUCAGGUGGCAGCAGUUUUGGCCCAUGAGAUGAGUCACGUCAUUCUGGAACAUGUAGCUGAGCACCUCAGCCGAGACUACCUGCUGGACCUGUUCAUUCUGUUCCCAGUGGCACUCAUCUGGGCAUUCCUCCCCAAUGAUUUACUUGCUGCAGUCUCUCACUGGUUACUGCACUAUGUGGUGGAACUCUUUCUUAGUCUUCCAUACUCCAGGACCUUAGAGUCAGAGGCAGACCACCUGGGUUUGCGUUUGGCUGCCAAGGCCUGCUAUGAUGUGCGGGAGUUCAGUGCAUUUUGGGGUAAGAUGGCUGUCCUGGACAAGAUUAUAGAAAAGAAUAGUGAGGAAAAAGAACCCCCUUUCUGGCUGUCCACUCACCCAAGUAGUGAAGACCGUCGGAAGGAGUUGGAGAAACAGAUGCCUGAAGUUCUUGACCUACGCCGAUUCUGUAAGUGUCCUAAUCUGCCAGUAAAGGAUCCAAGGGAGCGAAUUAAGAAGAUACCACAGUCUAUAGCACCGGAAGACAACCAGAUAUCACCAAAGGCCAUUCCUCCAAAGGAAUUUUCAUUCAUCUCAUCUUCCUCAUGAUCCUUUUCAUUCUCAUAUUUCAUCCCCCUGCGUCACCAGUAUCACAUCUGUACUAUCAUUGUAACAUUACUCUCAUUGGCCAAUAGAGUGGCCACAAAACUAUUGGUUGUUGUAAGAUGUCAAAUCAUGUGCUUCCAAAGAUGAAUAUUUUUAUUCAGUGAUAUCUGGCUGUUCAGUACUGUGGCAGAUUUUCAAAAUGAUCAUGUAGAGCUGUGGUGUGGCUGUCUGACAGGGCCUGCAUGAAAGUUGUAUAAAGAAGCAAGGCUAACUGAGAAAAAAUGGACAGUGAGUGAGGUCUGAAGUGUCUUCAAGGCCUUCUUGAAGAUAACUUGUAAUGUGUGGAUGACUGUGGAAGUCUUAUCAUGAAAGAUGCCCUCAUAGUCCAUCUGUUCUGUCUGACUAGCUGAACAUAUAUUUAAUUAUAGAUAUUCUGUAUAUUUUAUUAAAUAUUCAUUGUGAAC